AUGGGAAGUCUUCCCUUUGUGUAUUUGGGGCUGCUCAUCAGGGGUGAUUCGUGGAUACUUAGUUUGUGGAAUCUGGUGUUGGAAACUAUUAAGAAGAGGUUAUCUGGGUGGAAAAGUCGUAACCUUUCAUUAGGUGGUUGGUUGAUUUUGAUAAAGUCUGUUUUAUCCUCUAUUUCGGUUUACUUCCAUUCCUUCUUCAAGGCUCCCGCAUGUAUCAUUUCUUCUCUUGAAUCUUUAAUUAAUGCUUUCUUUUGGGGAGGUAAGGAGGACAGGAGGAAAAUAGUGUGGAUUGAUUUGGAUUUUAUUUGUUUGAGUAAGGAGAGUGGAGGUUUGGGUGUGAAAAGGUUGAGGGAGUUUAAUGUGAACUUAUUAAGGAAGUGGUGUUGGAGGAUGUUGGAGGAGAGGGGAAGCCUUUAA
This is a messenger RNA of Vicia faba (fava bean), 417 nucleotides long. The record is from the annotation of a GenBank genome assembly. NCBI's taxonomy places the organism in Eukaryota, Viridiplantae, Streptophyta, Magnoliopsida, Fabales, Fabaceae.